CUUUCCCCUUAUUUCUCAACCCCCCUCCUGUGAAGAAAAAAAUGGAUGGGGUGUUUAGGUUGGUGAGUGGGUGUCCAGGACCAAGUGGCUUUGGUUCAGCCUCCACCGCCCAAGAGGUUACCGAAGGGAUUGAUGGAACCAACUUGACUGCUCUAGUUACCGGAGGAGCAAGUGGAAUUGGGUUGGAAACUUCUAGAGUAUUGGCUCUUCGUGGAGUCCACGUCAUCAUCGGUGCAAGGAACAUGAAAGCCGCGAAUGAAGCAAAGAACAAAAUUGUUAGAGAGACCCCAAGAGCCCGUAUAGAUGUUCUGGAGCUGGAUCUUUGCUCUACUAAUUCAAUCAGAUCAUUUGCCGACAAUUUCAUCGCUCUUCAUCUUCCUCUCAAUAUCUUAAUAAACAAUGCUGGCAUCAUGUUUUGUCCCUUUCAGCUUUCUCAAGAUGGAAUAGAGGUGCAGUUUGCUACUAAUCAUAUAGGACAUUUCCUCUUAACAAACCUUCUACUGGACACAAUGAAGAACACAGUUAAAGCAAGUGGGAUCCAAGGAAGGGUUGUCAACUUAUCAUCAAUAGCUCACAACUACUGUUAUAAGAAAGGGAUCCGAUUUCAUAAGAUCAAUGACAAACAAGGAUACAGUGAGAAAAGAGCAUAUGGGCAGUCCAAAUUAGCAAAUAUAUUGCAUGCCAAUGAACUCUCUCGUCGGUUGCAGGAGGAGGGUGUGAACAUCACAGUUAAUUCGGUUCACCCGGGAUUGAUUAUGACGCCUCUGUUUAGACACUCCGCUGCUCUAAUGAAACUUUUGAAAUUCUUCAGUUUCUUUCUCUGGAAGAACGUUCCUCAGGGGGCAGCUACGACGUGCUACGUCGCGCUCCACCCGCGACUCAAUGGGGUGACCGGAAAAUACUUUGCGGACUGCAAUGAGAUGAGACCAAGUUCAUAUGCUAGAAAUGAGUCCUUGGCAAGGGAGCUUUGGGAAUUCAGUAACAAAUUGAUUAGCUCAGUUUCAGUACCUUAACUCAGAUCAUCACCUCUCUUUCCAAAUGAAAAAAAAAAUUGCAUUUAUGUAUUUUCACAUUAAAUGGGGUUUCCUCCAUGGCAUGGCAUGAAUGAAGGGAUGAUUUUCAGCAUGGGAAAUCUUGAAGCAUAAUAAUAAGCUUAAAGUGCCUUUUACUUUCUCGUUUUCGUGUUAAAGGCAUCAUACUAUCAUAGCAGUUGGUUUCCUAAUAUGUGUGCAUUUUCAGUGUUUUAAAGGAAUAAAAUCCUUUCUAUAUUAUUCAUAUUA
Gossypium raimondii (Peruvian cotton) is the source of this 1280-nucleotide messenger RNA. Its product is annotated as short-chain dehydrogenase TIC 32 B, chloroplastic. The transcript is spliced from 8 exons. Lineage: Eukaryota; Viridiplantae; Streptophyta; Magnoliopsida; Malvales; Malvaceae. The record is from RefSeq and is a predicted model, not a curated record. Bases 42 to 1013 code for a protein of 323 amino acids.